AGAUGCUAGAACGUCAUAAGCAUAGCGCAACCGCAGGAUCUCGGAAGGUGUCAUAAUAAUAACAUGAAAUUUUUAGAAAAAAUAGCUGAAGUGACUACAGGAUAUUUAAAGUCUAGUGAUGACAUAAUUUCAUAGCCAUAUAUUCUUAUUAGAAGAUACUUAUCCCAAAAAGUUUCUACACAAUCUUAGUUUGGAUGAGAUUAGACAGCGUUCAGCCAUAUGAAUAAAUGAGAUUUUUUUGCCUCUUUACCUUAUCAUUCCACAGUUUGGUCAUACAAUGGAUUAGAGUUCAUAUUCAUAUUAAAAAAUUAAUGAGUUUGAUGCACCUUUUAUUGCACAAUGAUACUCUACGAAUCACUGAAGUAAUUAAAUAAAUUAUCAGAUGCCGUUAAAUUUCCUUUGGCCUAAAUGAUGUUUGGACAUUAUCAAAUGGAACCGGUAGUAGAAGAAUAAUCUUUUGACGGUUGAUAAGACAAAGCAAAGCAACUCUUUUAAAACGUAUUUAUUUCUACAGUUUUCUUUGUUCUAAAAAAGUUCAAAUAUUUCUGCAUGAAAGUAACUUCUUAUUAGAGAGUACUAACUGCUCCCUGUAAUAAACUAAAUAUUUUCCUUUUUUAUAUUUGACAUUAAGCAUCAAUUCUGAUGCUCAACUAAUGGUUCUG
Molecule: messenger RNA, 662 nt
Organism: Paramecium octaurelia
Lineage: Eukaryota; Ciliophora; Oligohymenophorea; Peniculida; Parameciidae
Source: the annotation of a GenBank genome assembly